UACAAACAGAAGCAGCAUCAACACCAGAACCAGCACCAGCUCCAGCACCAUUUUCAGCAUUACCACCAGAAUUAGCAGCAACCAGCACCAGUAGUAGUAACGUAGCAAAAAAGACACGAUAACUAUCCCAAAAAUUCCAGCACAGCACUGUGUCGCAUGUCGAGACUGAGUCAAAUGCCGUCAGUCCUUAAAUUACUUCAGUACGAACUGAAGCUGUCAACGGGAUCGUGUGUGCACGUGCUCCUGCUUCUGCUCGUAACGUGCUGCUGAAACGCCAAUAAGAACGUAAUAUACCGUCACCAUACGUACGUAAAUUCCUUCGUUCGUUCGCUGGCUCGCCUGUUCGUUUGCUGGCUGGCUGGCUUGCUCGCUCGUCAUACUGACACUUCGUAUGUUCGUUACUUGAUUUCUGUGGGAGCGCCUCUCCUUAUCUAUUUCGGGUGUGCGUGUGUUUCCAUUUGUUUGCCUCUGUGUGUGUGUGUGCGUUCUUCCGUCUAUCGUUCCCUUUUCUGGUUCCGGUGCGUUUUACGCUUAUGACGUCCAAUAUGACACGAAUGAUGAUAAUGAUGAUGACACAAUGACGACGGCCACAAUAAUGUGUAUUUGCGUGUGUGUGCGUGAGCGCAAGUUCUGUCAUAUUUGUGAUUCACGUUAUAUUUACACUUAGGUCAAGUCAAACCUUAAACCUUUGAAUGCGCCGCCACAAUCAACCAAAACAAAACAAAGUGAGGAAAUAAGUAAACAGACAAAACGGCUAAAAAUUACUAAGAAAACAGAGGAUUAAGUGAAUGUGAUGAAUGUUUAUGACACGGGUCUAUUAUUUUGCCUUACAGUACAAAAGUGAAUCCGGUAAUGACAAACUUGUUCCUUGUUUCAUUCACUAUACACACUGUAAUGGUUUGUAAACUAUUUACAUAUGAAUUUGGAUUUCUAACCAUGUGUGUGUAUGCAAAGUGGCGCACAAAAUUGAAAUACGGAAAAAUUCAGAGAAAAGCUGUGAAAAAAUUUAACACAUAUUAUGCAACAACUAGCGGAAAAGAAAUGAAAAGUGUCAGUGAAAACGAAUGUUGUGAAAAUAUAAACUGAACCAUUCGAGCAAGAAGAAAGCAAAAAAAAACCAACAUCGACAACAAGUCCAAAGAAUUCGAAGGAGCUGGUUCCAGUGCAAAAUAUGAUUAUACAUAACAUUUAUCAUAGAUACGCGUAUUCUUGCCACACCAUCCAUAAAUGUCUGACGGCGUCCAUGCCACCCAAUUCUGGCCACACAACAAAAAACCCCAUUGCCUCGAACACUACCGUGAGCAACCUUUGCCAAGGAAACCACGAGUUAAGAAGAAAACCAUUUUAACGGGUUUCCUUUCCUGCAAAAUAUAUCUCACACUAAUGCCGUAUUUCACGCAUUUCCGUUUUGUUUUCACACAGCGCAAAAUGGAGAAAUAAAAAAACCUGAACACAAGAUUUCCGGACAAACGCGCAACUUUACCACAAUUUACCAACAACGUGAAUUGAAAUGAUACGGCCCCGUCCUUCUGUGGCGCUAUCCCCUCCUCCCUAAUUGCUGCACACAAAAAAUAUCAAAACUUUAAUAAUUCUCCACAACGAACAGACCCACUUCGCUAAAAGUGAAAAAGGUGGAAGAAAAAAUCAACCGAAAACAAAAAAAAAAGUAAACGAAAAUACGUUAAACUUAAAAUCAAGCAAUCUGCUUGGCAAACAAACCAUAUACAAUUGUGUCUGAGGCACUGAAGUGAAUUCGAAAAUAUUUAACUCUUCGCAAUUCCUUAAGCAACAAAUCGCAAUUGACUUAAAGUUGAAAGGACUUCAACAGUUGGAACGCAGCACAGCAGACACGCAACUGACACAAACAGCAGCCCGAGUUUCAGCAUGGAUGGCAUUUACAUACUUUUGGUAACACUUCUGGCGAUUGAUGUACACCUGAAUCAUGCACUGUACCUUACAAAUCUAUCCGUCCCCCGCAUAAUUGAUGCAUCACAAAAAGCGAAGCUCUUCUGCAGUUAUGGCAUUGGAAAUCAUACGCUCAACUCGGUUAAAUGGUACAAAGACGGCCAAGAGUUUUUUAGAUAUUCUCCACUCACACCACCUACACGAAAUUGGUUUCCUGUUAAAGGUGUUUCCAUUGCCGCAGGCUCAUCGCACUGCAAUCAAUUCAUCUGUGAGGUGGAAUUGGAAAAACUAAAUGCACACUCAUCAGGCUCGUACCGAUGCGAAGUUUCCGGUGAUGCACCCGAAUUCAAAUUAAUCGAUAAAACUGCAAAUAUGACAGUUGGCGUUCUGCCGAAAUUUGAUCCAUUUAUCAGUGGUCUUCAGCACACCUACCGAUACCAUGAUUACAUUCAGCUGAAUUGUAGUUCAGAGGGGUCAAAUCCUCCGGCAACUCUUACAUGGUAUAUCAACAACAAAACGGCAACCAUGAAAGCUGUAAAACCACAAAUCAAUGAAAUCUCUCGGACCACCGACGGAUUCGCCCUAUAUGCCAGCAAUCUGCAAUUACUCAUAAAUAUCGAUGAUUCGCGGUUCAUAACGAAAAGCGAGGUUUUGGAGCUCAAGUGUGUGGCCGAUAUCAUGGGCAUUCCCAGUGUGCGGCGGGAGACGAAAGUGAGAGCCACAAUUCUCGCAUUGGCCGAUAUCAGUUACAAACAAAGACUGGAAAGCCCAAAUAGUGCAGCCCACAGCAUUCAUUGCAAUCGAGUGCAGCUUGCAAUGUGGACAUCAAAGUGGAGUGUGUGGCGCCUAAUUUAUGCUCUAAUGAUGAUGACUUUGGCGAAUUUGUGGCCAACAGGUUGCAAUUAUCGCAUGAGUUAGCUGCCCUCACACUGCUCGAGCAGGGGGAGACUCUUGGGAUGCAGUCAUAACUACUGAAGUAUUUAAGUUAACAUAUAAGGAGGGAAUAGUGGAAUAAGUGAUUUACCUUUAUGUGAGCAUAUCCUUGCCAAACGUUUUGAUGCUAUGAACUAUGUAUUUAACGUAAGUGAAUUUAAUGGCAAGGUUUAAACUGAAAAAUAAACACAUUCUAUAGUAA
Molecule: messenger RNA, 3040 nt
Organism: Stomoxys calcitrans (stable fly)
Lineage: Eukaryota; Metazoa; Arthropoda; Insecta; Diptera; Muscidae
Gene: beat-Vc
Product: fasciclin-3
Exons: 7
Coding region: 1885-2823 (312 amino acids)
Source: RefSeq, a predicted model, not a curated record